This is a messenger RNA of Cornus florida, 3716 nucleotides long. RefSeq names its product lysine-specific demethylase JMJ13-like. Gene Ontology annotation, molecular function: histone demethylase activity. The transcript is spliced from 11 exons. Gene Ontology annotation, cellular component: nucleus. The record is from RefSeq and is a predicted model, not a curated record. Gene Ontology annotation, biological process: chromatin remodeling. Lineage: Eukaryota; Viridiplantae; Streptophyta; Magnoliopsida; Cornales; Cornaceae. The coding region runs from base 579 to 3200 and encodes 873 amino acids.
UUAUUAAAUUAAUUUCCAAAAUUAACAUUAAAACUCGUUUAUUUUACAAUUGUGGAAAUAAUUUCAGCGUGAGUGUGUAUAUAAAACUAUAAAUUAUCAUUUCAUUUCUCUCUUUUCGGUUUUCUAAAAGCCAUACUUGGGGGAUUCCGUCUACUGUUCCCCUCUCUCUCUCCUCUCUUUCUCUCUCUAGAAACUCUUAUCCUUACCUUCCGCCGGAAUUUCUCUCUUUCUCGCCGGUUAACCGCUUUUCCGCCGGCGACCUGCUUCCGUAGUCUCGCCGGGAAUUCGUUCGUCGCUUUCUCGCAUUGAUUCAAAUUUUACUUUGUUUUCCACGAAUGCUUUGUGAAUCGGUCGUUUGGAAUCGGCCGAUCUGAGUUUGACUCGAUCAGAGAUGGUUUGAGAGAAUGCAGCAAAUUUGAAAGCUUGUUUGUGAUCGUUCGAGGUUGAGAUCGUGGUCUCGGCUUCGGUAUUUUUGUUUUUUGUAUUUGGAAUUUGGUUCCUCUUUGGCUGCUGCUUUGCUUCUUUCUUCGGCGAAGUGAAAGAAGACGGAGGCCUCAAGAGAAGCACCUCGGAAUGAAAUGGUGGAAGGAAGGGUUUGUUCAUCCAGAGAGGCUAAGUUAGAAUUUCUGAAGCGUAAAAGGCUUCAGCAUAUAAAACCUGAAACAGUGACCAAUACUGUAUGUUUCCCGAACAUAAUGACUAGAAGUGGAGGAGAUGCUCUAAGAGCUUCUUCAUCAUAUGUUAUGAGAUUGCACGGUAAUGCAAGUACAUUUUCUCAAUCUGCUGGUGCUUCAAAUGGGAAGGAUGUCUUUUCAAAGCACACUGUGACCAAGUUUGACACUAAUGAUCUAGAAUGGAUUGAGAAAGUACCUGAGUGUCCUGUAUACCAUCCGAGUAAAGAGGAGUUUGAGGAUCCUUUGGUGUAUCUGCAAAAGAUAGCUCCAGAAGCUUCAAGAUAUGGUAUAUGCAAGAUUGUUUCUCCUUUGAGUGCUUCUGUUCCUGCUGGUAUAGUAUUGAUGAAAGAGAAAGCAGGUUUUAAGUUUACAACUAGAGUACAACCCUUUCGUCUUGCUGAGUGGGACACUGAUGACAAGGUCACUUUUUUCAUGAGUGGGAGAAAUUAUACAUUUCGUGAUUUCGAGAAAGUGGCGAACAAGGUUUUUGCUCGUAGAUAUUGUAGUACUGGAUGUCUUCCUACCACAUACUUGGAAAAGGAAUUUUGGCAUGAAUUAGCUUGUGGAAAGACAGAAAGUGUUGAAUAUGCAUGUGAUGUUGAUGGUAGUGCCUUUUCAUCUUCUCCGGAUGAUCAUCUUGGAAAUAGCAAAUGGAAUCUGAAGAAACUUUCGCGGCUUCCGAAGUCUAUUUUACGGCUUCUAGAAACGAAAAUUCCGGGGGUUACUGAGCCAAUGCUUUACAUCGGAAUGCUAUUUAGUAUGUUUGCUUGGCAUGUGGAGGAUCAUUACCUGUAUAGUAUCAAUUAUCAUCACUGUGGGGCUGCAAAAACUUGGUAUGGGGUUCCUGGUCAUGCAGCUUUGGAUUUCGAAAAGGUGGUCCGGAAGCAUGUAUAUACCAAUGAUAUUCUAUCAACUGAAGGGGAGGAUGGAGCUUUUGAUGUGCUUUUGGGGAAAACAACUCUGUUUCCUCCAAACAUUUUGGUAGAACAUGAUGUCCCUGUCUACAAGGCUGUGCAGAAGCCCGGGGAAUUUGUGAUCACUUUUCCUAGAGCAUAUCAUGCAGGGUUUAGUCAUGGUUUUAAUUGUGGUGAGGCCGUGAACUUCGCAAUUGGUGAUUGGUUUCCUUUGGGCUCCAUAGCUAGCCGACGUUACGCACUUCUUAACAGGACUCCUCUCCUUCCUCAUGAGGAACUUCUCUGCAAAGAAGCAAUGAUUCUCCAUAAGAGUUUGGAACUUGAAGAUCCAGAUUAUUCAUUGGCAGACUUGACCUGCCACCGUAGAAUUAAGGUUUCUUUUGUAAAAUUGAUGCGAUUCCAACACCGUGCUCGCUGGUGUCUAUUGAAAUCAAGGGCAUGCAUUGGUGUUUCUCCAAUUUCCCACGGAACUAUUAUCUGCAGCCUAUGCAAACGUGACUGUUAUGUAGCAUACCUUAAUUGCAACUGUUGCUUGCAUCCUUUGUGCCUUCGCCACGAGAUGAAGUCACUUGACUUCCCUUGUGGAGGCAAUCAUAUUCUCUUUUUAAGGGAGGGUAUUUCAGAUAUGGAAUCUGUGGCCAAGAAGUUUGAACAGGAAGAUGAUAUAUUACAUGAGGUUCGACAACACUCUGGAAGUGGUGAUGACUUGUUUCUUCUAUCAUAUAUAUUUCCAAGAGCUGAAAAGGAUGGAUAUAUUCCUUAUUGUGAAAUAAACUUUGAACUGGACCUGGAGAUCACCACAACAGAUGAUCAACCCCGGCAGCCGAAGUGUAGUUCUCACAGCCAGGCUUUAUGGAGCAAAGGUGCAGAAGAUUUUAGACACGAGGCAUCAGAUGCUUCCCAUUCUUGUGCUGCAUCAACACCAAGCUCUUUUAUGGAGCCAUCUGAAAGCUCUUCCAUUCCCAUCACUGUACAGGGGCAUGCUAACUCUAGUUUAGGAAAUCUUUUAUCUAAAGAGAUACCCUCCCACAAGUAUGAAUCUCCGCUUCUCUCUCUCAGUGAUGACUGUUUUGGUACCCAUCAGUGUAAUCAUCAAACGUCAGACAUUAGGGCUGUUGUGGUUCAAGAGAGUGAUGAUUCUGAUUCAGAAAUAUUCAGGGUUAAACGACGUUCUUCUGUGAAGGUGCAGCAAAGAAGUGUGAAUGAUGCCGUUUUGCCAAAUUACGAAAUCCAGGGGCUUAAACGACUAAAGAAACUCCAAUCUGUAGGAAGAUGUGGACAAUUGGUGUCAUCAGAUUGUUCCACGACCGGAGAUGUAGGCCGUGAUUUUCGUCCCAUUGUAGCUCAUUCUAAACAAAGUCCAGAUGGUAAUUCAAGGGACAGGUUUGGCAGAGGAACCACUGUUCCUACCCCUGUUAAGUUGAGGAAAAUGGGCAGUGAGGAAGCAGGUGGUAAGCAUUCACAACUCCACAGAGACAAUAGAUUCCGCCACGAGUUUGGAAAGACGAUGAGAGAAGCACCCUCUAUAGAAAUUGGGCCAAAGCGACUCAAAGUCAGAGGUCCAUCAUUUAUAGGGACCCAAAGUCAGAGGUCCAUCAUUUAUAGGGACUGACAGCAGGUUUGAUUGAUUAUAGAAUUGGAGACCAACGAGAAAUUUGGUUGGGCUGCAUAUGGAGCAUUCUCUAGUGCCUGACUUUGCUAACUUAAUUUUCUCUAAUGCGGUUCUAACUACACGGACAAUCUGAAAAUUUCAUUCUGGUAGCAGCGGCGACAAUUGACCAAGUUUAGAUGAAUAUUAUUACAUUCUUUGUGCAGGCCUCAAAUUGGGGCAACUCGCACGGAUGGUGAUUCUUGGGUUCUCUGGCUGGGGUGUUUUUCCGUCAUUGGCAGGAGAAUCUUGAUGCAAGCAGAAAGUAGAUUUUGCAUUAGUGACUUAGAUGUAAAUUUAUUUUUUUUUAACCUGACCGUCACAAUUCUUGUGAGGAAGCGGGUUAUUCCAGUUGCCUCAUUUCAUUUCAAGCCUGCUGCUUCCUUUGCUAGGGUUCUUCAUUCUUUUUGUAGCUACAGGUACUUGUACCUUGGACUACUUGAAUAAAAGUUUAAGAGAAAUUCCUUUUUUCUCCCCCAA